This is a messenger RNA of Pseudomassariella vexata, 1881 nucleotides long. RefSeq lists its product as uncharacterized. NCBI's taxonomy places the organism in Eukaryota, Fungi, Ascomycota, Sordariomycetes, Amphisphaeriales, Pseudomassariaceae. The transcript is spliced from 2 exons. The coding region runs from base 1 to 1881 and encodes 626 amino acids. The record is from RefSeq and is a predicted model, not a curated record.
AUGGAUUCGCGCUUCCCUGUCACCCGCGAAGAAUUCUACAGUGUCCAAAUGGACGUGAAGCAACUCCACCUUGUCCAGAACAACCAUGCUGAGAGACUGUCGCGUCUUGAGAAGCGGCAGGCGGACGAUGCGGCUCUGAAAUCGGUUUGGAACUCGCCAUUUCCCAGCGCACUCGGUGGCACUCCACAGCACGGUCCCAUCCAGAUGCCUCCCACCGAGAUGUUUGAUGACUUUGAGGAGCAGGGCCAGAAUCUCCUGGGCAGCCUACACCUGGAGCCUGAAGAUGAGCCGGCGAGACGCGGCGCCGCUUCCAGAGCCAACAGUGUUCGAUUCGACGAGAGCGCCUUGCAAGGCUCCAGUUGGGCGCAAAAUGGUCGACACUCGGGCGACUUUGGUCCUAUCCGACCAGGAAGCGGCAUGGGCAACAUGAUGGAGCGAACACUGUCGCACAAGUCGGACGGUAGACACAGCUCGGCUGGCCAUUCGGUCCACUCGCUUCACUCGCACCACUCUGUGGCUUCUGGCCGGGCUAGCAGCCUUGGACUCGACACCAACUUUGCCACUGCUGGGACUGAUGAGGACUCGCCUAUCAGCAUGCCAGAGCCGCCCCCGGGCUUGUUCAUCUUAGGGUCUGUACCUUCCAUCAUCCGCUGCUGGCUAACGCCAAACUUCGCACACGAUACCCUCCUGUACGCGGAUAUUUGCACAGGUUCACAGAGGUCGGUGCUAGAGUUUUCCCUGGUCAAGGAGCUGGACUUGGCAGACGCGGUCCACAAAGAUCUCGACGGGGUUCACCGAAUUCGACUACCUGUAUACCUGGCCGAAGCCACUGUUGCUUCCACAAGCUCUCGAGGCACAAGCCCUGCACCCCAGAUGCCUAGCCUCAUAGCGAACUUCGAGGUGGCUGGUUUUGAUCAACCAGACAUUGCGGAGUCAAAGAAAUGCAUUCGCAUCUUCCUGGGCAGCGAGACGUUGCGUGAACACUCGGCCGACAUUCUCUUCUCACAAAAUCGCAUGACGCUGUAUGGGACUGAGCGAGAGAAGCUAUCGGUACCUUUCGUGCGCCCCGAGGACAAUGCCACUUUCAAGAAUAUUCGUACAAUAGCCAUUUUCCCCGAAAAGCCGAAGCUGAAUGCUAACGCUCGCUCUUUUGUCUUCGGGGAGCCAAAACAACCAACAGUAGCCAAGUCGACCAACGGUGUAGACAGGAAGGAAUCCGACAUAGAUCCCGACUCGCAAGAACUGCUGUCUCCCACCUCCGAGGCACCCGUCAGACCCCCAGCGGAGCGUGGACUUAGUACCAUGUCAGAGAGUGGUGGGGAGGGAGAGAAGCACUUCAAGGAAACCAGCGGCUCGGACGUGAGCUCCAAGGAGCAAGUGGCAUCAAGCGACACAUACACUGAGACUUCAGGCGAUGGUGCUCGUCGAGAUUCAACGACUGGUGCUAUUUGGACAUCUUGGCGGCAGGGCUCGGCAGCAAAUGGCCAUGAUCAGAAAGAGAAUGCGCCAUUGAGCGGAUAUCAGCCCGCGGGCCGUGGACGGAACAUGAAGGUCUUGAAGCCUAGCAAGCCCAGCUCUUCUUCAUCUGCUCGAACUGGUGCAGCUUACGAGCCACCUCCGCCGCCCAGAAGCAGCGGCGAACAACGGCGCAAGAGUCAGCCAGCAGCUGAAAGCACACCAAGUACAGCUCUUAGAUGGAAGUCGGAGCGAACUCCAACCGGUGGCACAGAGAGUAAGCCGAUCACUGCAUCAGCAACUCGCGACACUCGAGCAGUAUCUAAUGCAACCCGCACCUCGGCCAAUCCAGUCGGCGGUGCGUCUGCCUUUUCGUGGAUGAACCCCUCGAGUAAACCAAAAACCCCUACUACAGCUGCCGAGUGA